This is a messenger RNA of Fusarium coffeatum, 1188 nucleotides long. RefSeq lists its product as uncharacterized. Gene Ontology annotation, molecular function: agmatinase activity; metal ion binding. The coding region runs from base 1 to 1188 and encodes 395 amino acids. The transcript has 6 exons. NCBI's taxonomy places the organism in Eukaryota, Fungi, Ascomycota, Sordariomycetes, Hypocreales, Nectriaceae. The record is from RefSeq and is a predicted model, not a curated record.
AUGCUUUUCACAUCGCUUUCUCUCCUCAGCAUCGCCUCUGUGGCUCUUGCCCAUGGCAAUCAUGACCAGAAGCAGAUGGAAGGCCCCCAUCAAUCACUCUGGUACAACAGAUUACCUGGUGAUGGCGGCACUCAAGCCGACUCUGUCUUCUCAGGGAUCAGUACGUUUGGACGUCUCCCAUAUCAACCCUGCCUAGGUCACAACAGUAUCCAGUAUGACAUCGCCUUCAUCGGUGCUCCCUUUGAUACAGGUACAUCGUACAGACCUGGUGCUCGGUUUGGACCUUCCGGUAUCCGACAGGGCUCCCGGCGACUUAAUCUCUAUGGAGGCUACAAUGUCCCGCUCGCUACCAACCCGUUCAACAGCUGGGCUACAGUCCUGGACUGUGGUGAUAUCCCUGUGACUUCCUAUGACAACAAGUUUGCGCUUCAACAGAUUGAAGAAGGGCAUUACAGUCUCCUCUCGCGACCACCCAUGACAGACGCGGAUAAGGUCGGUCCGGCCAGUAAAGGAAAGACUCUGCCUCGAAUCAUCACUCUCGGAGGUGAUCAUACCAUCACUCUGCCUCUGCUGCGUUCCAUCAAUCGAGCAUAUGGACCGGUUACUGUCAUUCAUUUCGACAGUCAUCUUGACACCUGGCGGCCAAAGGUUUUCGGCGGUUCCCCCUCCGAAGCCGCAAGUAUCAACCACGGAACAUACUUCUACCAUGCCGCAAUGGAAGGUCUCCUCGUAAACGACACCAACAUCCACGCGGGCAUCCGCACUACUCUCAGCGGCCCCAGUGACUACGACAACGAUGGAUACUGCGGCUUUGAGAUUGUCGAAGCUCGUGAAAUCGAUACCAUAGGAACAACUGGUAUUAUUGAGAAAAUUCUCAAGCGCGUCGGUCCAGAUCGUCCUGUCUACUUAUCAAUUGAUAUCGAUACACUUGACCCGGCUUUUGCUCCUGCCACCGGUACGCCUGAGACUGGUGGAUGGUCGACUAGAGAAUUGAGGACGAUUAUUCGAGGAUUGGAGAGCUUAAAUCUGAUCGCUGCGGAUAUUGUUGAAGUUGCUCCUGCUUAUGAUACCAAUGCAGAGCAUACUACCAUGGCUGCUGCUGACGUUCUUUAUGAAGUCAUGUCCAUCAUGGUUAAGAAGGGACCUCUCAGCCGCAUGAUGGACGGCAAGAAAGACGAAGAGCUUUAG